AAGACAUAACCUUUUCUCUCAUUAAACCAUUUUACUAUACAGACACAAUCUUCAGGAAGAAGAAGAAAAUCAAUAAUGGCAUCUACUUCCAUAGUUAUGGCAGCAAUGCCAAUUACUUCCUCCACCCAGUCAAGACCCAACACCUUAUUCUUCAAACCCUUACCAGUGAAGACAAAAGCAACAACAGGAAGGAAUUUUGCAGUUGCAGCAGCAAAAGCUUCAAUGAAAGAGAAGGUAGUGACUGGAUUGACAGCGGCUGCACUGACUGCAUCAAUGGUGAUUCCAGAAGUAGCUGAGGCUGCAAGUGGGUCUGGGUUUUCUCCUUCUCUGAAUAAUUUCUUGCUGAGUAUAGCAGCUGGAGGAAUUGUUCUUGCUGGGAUUGUUGGUGCUAUCAUUGGUGUUUCUAACUUUGAUCCUGUUAAGAGGACUUAAUAUGUUCUUUGUUGUACUUAUAUCAGUUCAAUUCUAUGAAUUCCAGCUUUGAUUAUAAAUGGUUGAAUAUGAUUCUUCUUGA
Messenger RNA from Impatiens glandulifera, 514 nucleotides. RefSeq lists its product as uncharacterized. The coding region runs from base 76 to 432 and encodes 118 amino acids. Gene Ontology annotation, biological process: photosynthesis. The transcript has a single exon. Gene Ontology annotation, cellular component: membrane; photosystem II. The record is from RefSeq and is a predicted model, not a curated record. Lineage: Eukaryota; Viridiplantae; Streptophyta; Magnoliopsida; Ericales; Balsaminaceae.